AUGUCCGGAUUCGUCGGGGUCGUCGUGUCCGACCCCUCGCUGCAGGGGCAGUUCACGCAGGUCGAGCUCCGAUCGCUCAAGGACAAGUUCGUGUCUCUGAAGAGAGAUUCCGGCCAUGUCACCACUAAGAAUCUGCCGGGGCUGAUGAAGAAGCUGAGGGGGCUCAAUGAGGUGGUCUCUGAGGAGGAGAUCGCGGCCUUCCUGUCGGAGUCGUACCCCGACAGCGAUCAGGAGAUUGAAUUCGAAUCCUUCCUCCGGGAGUAUCUGAAUCUGCAGGCGCGGGUGAGUGACAAGGGAGGUGGUGCCGGCGGUGGCGGGGGUGGCAAGUCGUCGUUCCUCAAGUCCAGCACCACUACGCUGCUGCACAAUCUCAAUCAGGCAGAGAAAUCGUCGUAUGUGGCGCACAUCAAUACUUACCUCCGUGAAGACCCAUUCCUGAAGAAGUACUUGCCCAUCGACCCAUCUGGAAACCAGCUGUUCGAUCUCAUCCGGGACGGUGUUCUGCUUUGGUGA
Miscanthus lutarioriparius is the source of this 513-nucleotide messenger RNA. The record is from the annotation of a GenBank genome assembly. Lineage: Eukaryota; Viridiplantae; Streptophyta; Magnoliopsida; Poales; Poaceae.